GGAGUUACUUGAUGCUUAUGAAGGACGUAAUUUAUUGAUGUUUCUAAAGCUUUUGGUUCAAAAUCCCUGAUUUCUCCAAAUUUUGAUCAUUGUGAUGGGCUUGACAUAAAACCAGACGAGAUCUCUGAUUUUACUACAUCACUAGCGAACCUCAAUAAUUCAAAUCAUCAAUUUUUGUUGAACAAGACAGCUUCAAGUAACCAGUAUAUGUCAAUCAUGAAUUCCUCAACUCAGCAGACGCCUGCUUCGCUGGAAGCGUUGUUAAAUGGCCCUGCGCUGCAACCGCCAAAUGGCGUUGUGCCUGACUUCACGGGCCCGCGGAGGCUGACGCAGGUGAUGUUAGCUGUUGAGUUGCUGUUCUUAUUGUGCACUACGAUAGCAGUCUUGGUGCGCUUAUAUACCAAACUGAUUAUCAAUCGCAAAGGAACUUUGGAGGAUCGUGAGUCUCUGUUUACAACUUUACCGUUGCAGUUCUUGGCUGACCAUCUAGUACUUUGUACCAUUUCUUGGGUAUGCUAUUAUUGCUGCUCGCUUGUUGCAGUUUGUAUUAAUUAUUUAGGCCUUAUUCGCCGCUCUUUUUAUCCUCAUUCGAUGGGGUGGUGUAGCCGGUGCCGGGCGACAUCAAUGGGAUGUUCAACUAAAAGACUUAAAGCACUUUCUCUAUGGCCUCCAUAUCAUCUCCAUUUUAAAUGGUUGUAUCGUGCUUACGAUUAAAGCAUCUAUUCUCCUUCAGUAUGUGACUAUAUUUUCGAUCGGGGAACGGAAAUGGUUCUUCUGGACCUGCCAUACAUUUAUCUGGUUAAACGUUGUCUUUUAUGCCACUUGCUUCUUCAUGGAGAUCUUUUCUUGCAAGCCAAUAGCAAAGGCAUGGGAUCCUUUCAUGACCACUGGCUCAUGUCCCAUCAAUGUCAAAUAUUUGAAUAUUGCAGCUUCAUCAAUCAACGUGAUAUCAGAUUUGGCAAUCCUUUUACUUCCACAAGGAAUUAUAUGGAAACUUAACAUGAAUGCUUCAAAGCGCUUGGGUGUUUCACUGAUUUUCGCUGCAGCGCUUCUUGCCUGCAUUUUUGCUUCAGUACGUCUCUAUUACGGCGUAGUUCUCUAUUAUAGUGACGAUAUCACAUAUUAUACAAGCAUGUUUGCCAUACAUAUGUGUGCCGAACUUGGGCUAGCUAUUAUAGUUAGCUGUUUACCCGCAUUUCCAAAAUUCAUCAGAACGAUCAAUCAAACUUCGUUUUUUUCGAGAAUCAGCAGCUCUUUAUAUACAAUGCUUGGUAUUGGCAAGGAACAAAGUGUGGACAAAGAGACAUUUUAUCAUGUGCAGAAACAGGUCGAUCUGGGGAGAAAGCCCCGACAAGACACUUUUCAGCGAUUAGUAGAAGAGCAUGAAUUGCAAUCGGCUUUCAGAGAAGAGAAUAAAGGAACUGUGACAUCAAGAGUAGAAGCGUGUUGAGAGUCAGGUUUCUGAGAUUCAGGAGUGGAUUCACAAGAGGGAAUAUUGCGUUACAGAUCACCUUACUCAUUAUAUACAAGUAGUAAUUUGUGUGCUAUACAAGAAUCGCUAUUGUUUGGAUUGUAUGUAUCACAUGCGUUUGAUCCAAAGAGAUUAUUCAAAUUCUGAAGGCUCCGAUUAGGCUGUUUAUGAAGACAAGCAACCUCAAAAUCUGCAGAUUCAACGAAAGAAUACACGCUAUUACGACAGCAUACCCCA
This is a messenger RNA of Botrytis cinerea B05.10, 1708 nucleotides long. RefSeq lists its product as hypothetical. Lineage: Eukaryota; Fungi; Ascomycota; Leotiomycetes; Helotiales; Sclerotiniaceae. The record is from RefSeq and is a predicted model, not a curated record. The transcript is spliced from 3 exons. The coding region runs from base 833 to 1450 and encodes 205 amino acids.